AUGGCAAACGAAACAAAAGAAACAAUAGAAGAAAUGAUUGAUAAUAUCAAUGUUAAAAAAUAUAUAAGGCCAGCCGAAGGAAAUUUGGGGACCAAAAAAUUGAAGAAAAUAAAAAAAAAAGGGUUGAGGAGCACGUUAGAGCGUGUAGAAAAGAGGUCAGAAGAUGCGGCUAGAAAGGCAGCAAAUUAUGAAAUUUUGUUAGUUGAGGAACCUGGAUAUUUGGAGGCCGAAGGUAUAGAGAAGACGUUUAAUAUAACGCAAAAAAAAUUAAAAGAAAAUUUGGAGGAUGAAGUUACUUCUUUAAAGACAUUUGGAGCAUAUUCAUUAGAUUAUACACGAAAUGGAAGAAAUAUGGUCAUAGGAGGACGUAAAGGUCAUUUGGCAACCUUCGAUUGGCAAUCAAAUAAAAAAGGAUGCGAGAUAUAUGUUAAAGAGGCUGUUCGAGAUGUUAAAUGGCUACAUAAUGAGCUCUUCUUUGCAGCAGCGCAAAAGAAAUAUGUAUUUAUAUAUGAUCAGAAUGGACUUGAAGUACAUAAACUUAAAAAUCAUAUUGAAGGUAAUGCUGGUUGGUUGAAAUAUCAGGAUACUUCUACUGGGAAAUUAGUGACAGAAUUGAGAACUAAAUUAGGUCAAUGUGAUGUGAUGGCUCAGAAUCCAUGGAAUGCCAUAAUACAUUUAGGACAUACAAAUGUUUCAUUAUGGUCUCCAAACAUGUCAACACCUCUAGUAAAAAUGUUAACUCAUCGAGGACCAGUAAAAGCUCUUGCAGUAGAUCACACGGGAACAUAUAUGGCAUCAGCCGGUUUAGAUGGUCGAUUAAAAUUAUGGGAUGUUCGAACUUAUAAAUGUUUACAAGAUUAUUAUACUCGAACAUCCGUCUCUUCGUUAUCAAUAUCACAAUUGGGUCUUUUAGGAGUCGGAUGGGGACCUCAUGUUACUGUAUGGAAAGAUGCUUUUAAAACAAAACAAAAAUCACCGUAUAUGAAUCAUUUACAAGCGGGAACUCAAAUACAAGAUAUUAAUUUUUGUCCUUAUGAAGAUGUUCUUGGGAUUGGUCAUUCGGAUGGUAUUUCAAGUAUAUUAAUACCAGAAGCAAAUCCAUUUCAAACCAAAAAACAAAGGCAGGAAUCUGAAGUGCAUAGUCUUUUAGAUAAGAUUCAACCCGAAAUGAUUACAUUGGAUCCUACAUUUGUUGGUAAAGUCGAUAGAGCUUCAAGAGAGAUGUUAGCUAAAGAGAGAAAAGAAGAGGAGGAAGGACUCAAAAAUGGUUCUAAAAAGCAGGAAUCACAUGACAAUAAACCUUCUACGGCGUUAGACCGAUUUACCAAUAAAAAUCGAAAGAUAUAUUAA
Messenger RNA from Diversispora eburnea, 1350 nucleotides. The record is from the annotation of a GenBank genome assembly. Lineage: Eukaryota; Fungi; Glomeromycota; Glomeromycetes; Diversisporales; Diversisporaceae.